CGCCCAUCUCACCCCUCCUCGACCAAAUCGCAUCAUCUGGGCUCGAGUUUCAUCGCAGGAGCCGGAGACUGUGCCACAGGGAAUUAUGGCCGCCGGAGAAAAGGAUUCCGGCGGCGGUAGCCAUCACCUUUCGACGCAGAAGCGCGGCGCGCAGUACCUGGCAAAGUAUGUAUUUCGUGGUGGUGCGGUCAUCCACGCUGUUCAAGGCCAUCUCCGCUCUCCCACCUCCGAUGACAUCGUAUUCGGGAAGGAAACAUCAUUGGAGAUGGUGAUAGUUGAUGAAGAUGGAAUUGUGCAAUCAGUUUGCGAGCAACCUGUAUUUGGGAUUAUAAAAGAUCUUGCCAUCUUAGGAUGGAAUGAUAAAUUUAGGCAAUCAAGGCCACAGAUGAUAGGAAAAGAUCUAUUGGUGGUUCUUUCAGAUUCAGGAAAGCUUUCUUUUCUUGCCUUCUCCUUUGAGAUGCACAGGUUUCUUGUUUUGAACCAUAUACAAUUGUCCAAGCCAGGAAAUUCGAUACAUCAUCUCGGAAGAAUGCUGGCUGUUGAUCCGGAUGGCUCUUUUAUUGCAGCUAGCGCAUAUGAAGACCAAUUUGCUUUAUUUUCUAUGUCCACACAUCUUGGAGACAGCAUUGUUGAUGAGAAAAUGUUCUAUCCACCAGAAAACAAAGAUGAAACAAGUUCUGUGAAGGAUACUGUGAAGACAAACAUUUGCGGCACAAUUUGGAGCAUUUGCUUCGUUUCUCAUGGCACCGAUCAUUCAAGCAAGGGGUUUUAUCCCAUAAUGGCCACUAUAAUGCAUAGGAAAGGAAGGUUAAGAAAUGAAUUGUUGUUGUUUGGAUGUACCAUAGAAACACGUGCUAUUCAAUUUAUAUCCUCGUACCCUGAAGUUGAAAUUGGGCCAUUGGCACUUAAAUUAUCUGCUGUUCCUCAUCUUUCUGGAUUUGCAGUUGUGUUUAGGAUAGAUGAUGCUCUCCUAAUGAAUUUUAGAGACCCAUAUUGUAUACAAUGUGCUCAAAGAAUAAACUUCGGUUUACCCAGUGUAAUUGAAGAGCCGGAUUUUUUUCACGAUUCUUCUAGAGGUAUGGAUAUUGAUGAUGAUGGAAUGUCCAGUGUGGCUGUUUGUGCAUUGCUGGAACUGAGUGAUUCGGUGGCGGCUAUGGCCAAAGAUGAUCCCAUGAGUGUCGACGAUGGUAUGGAAGCAGCUUCAACUUCCAAGCAUGUAUGUGCCUGUUGUUGGGAACCUGUUGGAACAGCGAGUGCAAAUUUGGUCCUCUGUUUGGACUCCGGGGAACUGUACAUCCUUGAAAUUCAUUCAACGAUUGAAGGAAUCAGAUCUGAUCUCUCCGAGUGCCUCUACAGAGGUUUGCCCUGCAAGGAGCUUUUAUGGUUGAAGGGUGGUUUUGUAAUGGGGCUUGUAGAAAUGGGAGAUGGUUUGGUUCUAAAGUUGCAAGAUGGAGGCCUUGUGUACAAGAGCAACAUUCAGAAUAUUGCACCAAUCUUGGAUUUAGCUGUUGUUGAUGACCAUGAUGAAAAGAAAGAUCAAAUGUUUUCCUGCUGCGGUAUGAAUCCUGCAGGAUCAUUGAGAGUUAUACGUGCUGGUUUAAGUGUUGAUAAACUUGUGAAAACUCCUCCGGUUUAUGAAGGUAUAACUGGCACAUGGACAUUAAGGAUGAAACGGGGAGACCCUUAUCAUUCAUUUCUUGUAUUGUCUUUUGUUGAAGAGACAAGGGUACUCUCAGUUGGCUUAAGUUUUUGUGAUGUAACUGAUGCCACUGGUUUUCGGCCUGAUGUUUGUACCCUGGCUUGUGGUUUGGUGUCUGAUGGGUUGCUAGUUCAGAUUCAUAGGGCAGGUGUGAGAUUGUCUUUGCCCACUACAGCUGCUCAUGUGAGUGGUUGCCCCCACUUAAUACCAUUUUGCACCUCUUGGUGCCCUGAUAAUGUGUCUAUUAGUUCAGCUGCAGUGGGACAUAAUGUGAUUCUUAUAGUUACUUCUAACCCUUGCAUUUUGUUUGUUCUGGGCAUAAGAUCGUUGUCAGCCUAUCAAAAUGAAUUGUAUGAAAUUCAACAUUUGUCGUUGCAGCAUGAGGUUUCUUGCAUAUCUAUACCCGAACAGGAAAUCAACUUUGAGCAGCUUUCAUCAAAUUUUCAUUUUGCCAAGAAAGAUAAUCAAGACACCGUCUUUAAUGGAGAUGGAUGCCACAUGACUUUUGUGGUGGGUACCCACAUACCAUCUGUUGAGGUUCUCUCUUUUUCACCUGAUCAAGGCUUUAAGUUCCUUGCGACUGGGGCAAUUUCAAUAGACAAUGCACUUGGAACUCCUUUAAGUAGCUGCAUACCUCAGGAUGUUCGGCUUGUGUUAGUUGAUAAGUUUUAUAUACUUGCCGGCUUGAGGAACGGAGUGCUACUCCGGUAUGAGUUGCCUCAGGCCUCAGUUCUAUCUUCUUCCUCGUAUUAUCCAACAAAGCUUGGGAACUUCAGAUCUGUUCAGUUAGAAUUGAUUGCAUUUCGACGCUUCGGUAUAGCUCCUGUCGUUCUGGUUCCUCUACAGAAUUCGCUCAAUGCAGAUGUAGUUGUGCUUUGUGAAACGCCCUGGCUUUUGCACGUUGCAAGGCAUAGCAUUGUUUAUACAUCAAUCUCGUUCCAAGCCGCCACCCAUGCAACCUCAGUGUCGUCUUUUGAUUGCCCAAAUGGAAUUUUAUUUGUUGCUGAAUCCAGUUUGCAUUUGCUUGAACUGGGUCAUCGGAAAAGACUUAAUGUUGGUAAAUUCUCAAUUGAAGGAACUCCACGAAAGGUAUUAUACCAUAAAGAAAGUAAGACAUUGUUAAUAUUGAGGACCGGACUUCGGGACACUUCUUUCUCAUCAGAUAUUUGCCGUGUGGAUCCUUUUAAUGGAGUAAUGAUAUCAAAGUUCUCAUGCGAGCUUGGUGAAACAGCAAAAUGCAUGCAAAUAAUGAGAAUAGGAUAUCAGCAUCUAUUAGUGGUUGGGACUAGUCAGUGUCCUGGCCGGACUAUCAUGCCUAAUGGUGAAGCAGAAAGUACAAAGGGACGGCUUAUCAUAUUAAACUUGGACCAUACACAAAAUGCUUCUGAAAGCAGUUCAUUGACCUAUUACUCUAAUUUUUCAUCUCUUCUGAUUCCUUCCCCCUCGCAUGAAGCUGUUGGGCAUGCAGCUGAAAAGUUAUCAAGCACCAGUGUUGGUAGCAGUCCAGAUGAUUGGAGUAGUGAUGGAAUUCAAAUUGAAGAAAUGGAAGCGGGAAACUUCAGGGUGAUUUAUCAGAAUCAAUUGCCUGGUGCUGUUCUUGCUGUCUGCCCAUUUCUAAACCGUUAUCUAUUGGCUUCCUCCGGUAAUAUUCUGAACGUCUUCUGUUUUGUGACUGAUAAUCCUCUGCGGCUGAGAAAGCAUUCCAUGACCAAGACACGCUUUACCAUAACUUGCUUGAAUACAUGUUUCACUAGAAUUGCAGUUGGUGAUUGUCGCGACGGCAUUCUUUUCUACUCUUAUACAGAUGAUCUUAGGAAAUUGGAACAGCUUUAUGCUGAUCCCGUACAGAGAUUGGUUGCUGACUGCACUCUACUAGAUAUGGACACUGCUGUUGUCUCAGACCGUAGAGGGAGCAUCUCAGUUCUGUCUAAUGUUGAUGACUUAGAUGGUAGUGAGAGUCCAGAGAAGAACCUGUUAGUAAAUUGUUCCUAUUACAUGGGAGAAUCUGUCAUAAGCAUCCGCAAGGGUUUUUUCUCAUACAGACCCUCAUUAGAUGACUUGUUGAAUGAUUCUGAUGACACUGACAUAGCCUGCAAAUCUUUAAGUAAUAGCAUUGUGGCAAGCUCACUUCUUGGAAGUGUGCUCCUCCUUGUUCCUAUUACAAGUGAAGAGCACUAUUUGUUAGAGACUGUGCAGGCCAGGCUUGCUGUUUAUCCUUUGACUGCUCCUGUUCUAGGGAAUGAUCAUAAGGAAUUCCGUGGACGGCUCUCAAAGGUUGGAGUUCCCACCAUGCUUGAUGGAGACAUGCUCCUCCAGUUCUUGGAGUUGACUAGAAUCCAACAGGAAGCUGUGCUCUCUCUCCCCAGCUUUCACAGCACAAAUGCUUCUACUUCUGAUUCACAUCCUCCUCUCUCUGUGAAUCAGGUCGUUCAGAUAUUAGAAAGAAUUCAUCAUGCGUUGACCUGAAGGGUUGACUGAUCUUUCUGUCAACCCUUUCAUUGCUUCUGAGUCAAACCCAGAGUUAAAUUUAUUGCGGCUGUUAUUGGAUAUUACUAUGGCAACAUAAUGCAUUACAAACACAUGCAAUACAGAGUUGAGUUAGCAUCCUCUGUAUGAUCUGAAAAGAUAAGCUUGAAAUGGCAGAUUGUUGAUUAUUUAUUUUAAUUUGUAACAUUUUUUUUUUCCUUUUGAUAUGGUGUAUGUGCUGAUUACUAUUAGUUUAUUUCUAUUAAAUAAUGCAGCUGUU
Messenger RNA from Phalaenopsis equestris, 4445 nucleotides. Its product is annotated as pre-mRNA-splicing factor RSE1. The transcript has 15 exons. Lineage: Eukaryota; Viridiplantae; Streptophyta; Magnoliopsida; Asparagales; Orchidaceae. Gene Ontology annotation, molecular function: protein binding; U2 snRNA binding. Gene Ontology annotation, cellular component: U2 snRNP; nucleus. The coding region runs from base 86 to 4165 and encodes 1359 amino acids. The record is from RefSeq and is a predicted model, not a curated record. Gene Ontology annotation, biological process: mRNA splicing, via spliceosome.